Molecule: messenger RNA, 1704 nt
Organism: Trichoderma aggressivum f. europaeum
Lineage: Eukaryota; Fungi; Ascomycota; Sordariomycetes; Hypocreales; Hypocreaceae
Exons: 3
Coding region: 1-1704 (567 amino acids)
Biological process (GO): protein folding
Cellular component (GO): nucleus; cytosol
Molecular function (GO): ATP binding; ATP-dependent protein folding chaperone
Source: RefSeq, a predicted model, not a curated record
AUGUCUGAGAGCAACGGCGUCAAGGCCGCGGUCGAGCCCGGCAACCGAGUUGCCAUUGGCAUCACCUUUGGCAACUCCAACAGUUCCAUUGCCUUUACCGUUGACGACAAGGUCGAGGUCAUUGCCAACGAGGACGGUGACCGACAGAUCCCCACCGCUCUGUCCUACGUCGAUGGUGAUGAGUACUACGGCGCUCAGGCCAAGGCAUUCUUGGUCAGGAACCCGACCAACACCAUUGCCUACUUCAGAGACUUCCUAGGCCAAGAGUUCAAGUCAAUUGACCCCACACACUGCCACGCCGCUGCUCACCCCCAGGAUGCCUCCGGCGCCGUCUCCUUCACCGUCAAGGACAAGGCCGGCGAGGACGACGCACCUACAGACGUCUCAGUCUCCGAGGCCGCCACCCGAUAUCUGCGACGCCUCGUCACCGCCGCCUCCGAGUACCUGGGCAAGAAGGUCACCUCGGCCGUCAUCACCGUCCCCACCAACUUCUCCGAGAAGCAGCGCGAGGCCCUGAUCAAGGCCGCCAAUGAUGCCGACCUCGAGGUCCUCCAGCUCAUCUCCGACCCCAUUGCCGCCGUGCUGGCCUACGACGCCCGCCCCGAGGCCAAGACCGAGGACAAGAUCGUUGUCGUCGCCGACCUGGGCGGCACUCGCUCCGACGUCGCCGUCGUUGCCUCGCGAGGUGGCAUGUACACCAUCCUGGCCACCGCCCACGACUACGAAUUCGCCGGUGUCCACCUCGACCAGGCCCUGAUGGAGUACUUCGCCAAGGAGUUCAUCAAGAAGCAUACCGUCGACCCCCGAUCAAACGCCAGGAGCUUGGCCAAGCUGCGCCUCGAGUCCGAGGCCACCAAGAAGGCCCUCAGCCUGGGCACCAAUGCCCAGUUCAGCGUCGAGAGCUUGGCUGACGGAUUCGACUUCUCCGCCACCCUCAACAGGACCCGAUACGAGAUGGUUGGGCGCAAGGUCUUUGAGGGCUUCAACCGCCUCGUUGAGAGCGUUGUCAAGAAGGCCGAGCUCGACGUCCUCGACGUCGACGAGGUCAUCAUGUGCGGCGGCACCUCUCACACUCCCCGAAUCGCCACCAACUUCCAGUCCAUCUUCCCCGAGUCCACCGUCAUCCUCGCACCCGCCACCAGCGCCACCGCCAUCAACCCCUCUGAGCUGCAGGCUCGUGGUGCCGCUCUCCAGGCCUCGCUGGUCCAGGAGUACGAGGCUGCUGAUAUCGAGCAGUCCACUCACCCCGCCGUCACCACCGUCAAGCACAUCUCCAACGCCAUCGGCGUCGUCACCGUCAACGCCGAGGGCGAGGACGUCUUCACCCCCAUCAUGCAGGCCGAGACGGCGGUCCCCGCCCGCCGCACCGUCCACAUCGCCGCCACUGCCGAGGGCGGCGACGUCCUGGUCAAGGUUGUCGAGGGUGGCACUCACAUCAAGGUCACCAAGCCUGAGCCCAAGGCCAGAGUCGAGGAAGUCCCCGAGGACGAGGACGACUCCGACUUUGAGGAUGAGGAAGAGGAGGAGAAGCGCGAGAAGAUCUGGAAGAUUGGCACACCGCUUGCCGAGGCCGCCAUCAAGGGCGUCUCCAAGGGCGGCAAGGUCGAGGUCACCAUCAACGUCGCCGGAGACCUCAGCGUGACAGUCACGGCUAGGGAAGUAGGCGGCAAGGGUGGUGUCAGGGGCAAUCUGCAGGCUCCUUAA